Molecule: messenger RNA, 7707 nt
Organism: Hyaena hyaena (striped hyena)
Lineage: Eukaryota; Metazoa; Chordata; Mammalia; Carnivora; Hyaenidae
Gene: SACK1B
Product: family with sequence similarity 83 member B
Exons: 5
Coding region: 404-3451 (1015 amino acids)
Biological process (GO): epidermal growth factor receptor signaling pathway
Cellular component (GO): membrane; cytoplasm
Source: RefSeq, a predicted model, not a curated record
AGCUCAACCGCCUCUUCCGAGGUCCACCCCCUUCGCAGGUAAGCAGGCGAGUCCUGGGCCUCCGCUCGCCGAGGCCCAGGUGUCGGGACUUGCAAUCUCCAGAGACCCUGGAGGGCGGACGGGGGAGGAAGGCUUUAUACUUUGCUGGUGGAGGGUUGGGUUUCUGAGUUCAGACAGGUUCCGAGGCGCUUUCUGGCUGCGCGGGGUUCGGCGUGACACGACUUCGAACUUGUUGCAACUGGUCCGCACACCCGCCCUCGCUCAGCUGUGCACUCGGGCCCGGGGAGGCGCGGUCGGCGCCGGAAUCAGCUUCCCUCCGCCGACCUGACGCGCGGCAGCACCCACAUACCUCUCGUCACUGCACAAAUGGACAUUUGAAAGUGUUUGAAAGUACUGUUGUCAAAUGCUCGCAAGCAUGGAAACCUCAUCAAUGCUGUCCUCACUGAAUGAUGAGUGUAAAUCGGACAAUUAUAUUGAGCCUCACUACAAGGAAUGGUAUCGAGUAGCCAUUGAUGCACUGAUCGAACAUGGGUUAGAAGCAUACCAAGAGUUUCUUGCCAAGGAACGAGUAUCAGACUUUCUAGCUGAAGAAGAAAUUAAUUAUAUUUUGAAAAACGUCCAGAAAGUUGCACAAAGUACGGCAUAUGGUACUGAUAACUCCUACGACGAUACCUCAUCUUCAGGGACCUACUGGCCCAUUGAGUCAGACGUGGAAGCUCCAAAUCUUGACUUAGGCUGGCCGUAUGUGAUGCCCGGACUCUUAGGUGGUACCCAUAUAGACCUCCUCUUUCAUCCACCAAGAGCACACUUACUUACAAUUAAGGAAACCAUUCGGAAGAUGAUAAAAGAAGCACGAAAGGUCAUUGCUUUAGUGAUGGAUAUAUUUACAGAUGUGGACAUUUUCAAAGAAAUAGUGGAGGCAUCAACUCGAGGGAUAUCUGUAUAUAUUCUGCUUGAUGAGUCCAACUUUAAUCAUUUCCUAAAUAUGACUGAAAAACAGGGCUGUCAGGUUCAACGACUCAGGAAUAUUCGAGUGCGGACAGUAAAAGGCCAAGACUAUCUUUCAAAAACAGGAGCAAAAUUUCAUGGAAAAUUAGAACAGAAGUUUUUGUUAAUUGACUGCCAGAAAGUUAUGUAUGGUUCCUACAGCUACAUGUGGUCAUUUGAAAAAGCUCACCUCAGCAUGGUUCAGAUAAUCACAGGACAACUUGUUGAGUCCUUCGAUGAAGAAUUUAGAACUCUCUAUGCCAGAUCCUGUGUCCCCAGUUCAUUCGCUCAGGAAGAAUCAGCAAGGGUGAAGCAUGGCAAAGCACUCUGGGAGAAUGGCACCUACCAGCGUUCAGUUUCCUCACUAGCUUCUGUUUCCAGCCAAAGAAACCUUUUUGGCAGACAGGACAAAAUUCAUAAACUAGACUCCAGUUACUUCAAAAACAGAGGGAUAUAUACUCUAAAUGAGCACGACAGAUAUGGCAUAAGAAAUCAUGGCUACAAGCCUCAUUUUAUUCCACAUUUUAAUGGUCCAAAUACAGUCCGUCAGUAUCAGUCCAGUCAAAUAAAUGAAAAUUGGAAGAGGCAUAGUUAUGCCGGGGAACAGCCAGAAACAACACCAUACCUGCUGCUUAACAGGGCUCUGAAUCGAAAUGUUAAUCCUCCAGGUAAUUGGAAGAAGCCUUCAGAUAGUCUGAGUGUGGCGUCCUCAUCACGAGGCGGCUAUGCAGGCCACCGUAACACACCUGCCCAGAGUUUUGCUGAUCGGCUUGCCCAGAGAAAAACAACCAAUCUUGCAGAAAGGAACUCAAAUGUACGGAGGUCUUUUAAUGGGACAGAUAAUCAUAUUCGCUUUUUGCAACAACGAAUGCCAACCCUUGAACAUACCACAAAGUCGUUCUUGCGUAACUGGAGAAUUGAAUCCUACUUAAAUGAUCAUUCAGAAGCUGCACCUGAUUCAAAUGGAUCGGCUCUAGGUGACCGGUUUGAGGGCUACGAUAGUUCUGAAAAUGUGAAAGCCAACGCUCUUUAUACUCAUUCUCGGCUUCGUUCCUCUUUUGUAUUUAAACCGACUUUACCUGAGCAGCAAGAAGUUAGCAGUUGUACAACUGGCUCCUCAAAUUCAACUGUCGUCGGUUCCCAGGGAAGUGACACACCUAAGGAGGUCUCGGACACCCCUAUGAGUGUACAGCAUAUGACAGACAAGCCCUUGCCGGAAUCAACCCCAAAGCUCCCACUGCAGUCUGAGGCACCCAAAAUGCACACCUUGCAGGUUCCCAAAAACCACUCAGCAGGCUCGCAUCAAACUACAAAUGGCCAUACAGAGUCAAACAACUAUUUAUAUACAUCCUUGUGUUCAAAUAAGCAGACAGAAAAUCUAAAGAGUCAACAAAAUGAGAAUCUGCUCAAAAGGCGAAGUUUCCCAUUCUUUGACCACUCAAAAGCCAAUUUAGAUCAUGGACACAGUAAGCAUUAUGUAUAUAGUACGCUUACCAGGAAUCGAGGUAGACAACCAGAGAAACCCAAAGAGGAUUUGCUGAAAAGUUCUAAGAGUAUGCACAAUGUGACCCAGAGCAUGGAAGAGGACAGGGAGGCCAUCAAGAGAGACCCUCCGAGUGGCACUACUACCAAGUCAAUUUCCAUUGCUGCUUUGCUCGAAAUGAAUAAAGAUGAACCUAGCAAAGAACUCCCUUCAAAGAAGGAAGUUAAAGGUUCGCCAAGUUUUUUGAAAAAGGGCUCUCAGAAGUUAAGGUCAUUACUUAGCCUUACCCCAGAGAAGAAAGAAAAUCUAUCCAAAAAUAAAGCCCCUGCCUUUUAUAGAAUGUGCAGUAGUUCUGACACAUUAGUUUCUGAGACCGAGGAGAAUCAAAAACCAAAGAAGUCAGAACCAAAAGUUGAUUCAUCUCCUAGAAGAAAGCGUUCUUCCUCAUCAAACUCUCAAGGCAGUAUUCAUAAGAGUAAGGAAGACGUAACUGUUAGCCCAUGUCAGGGGAUCAAUUCUCCAUCCGAUGAAAGUAGUAAAACAAUACCUUCUUCAGGUCCAGUUGAAAACAAGUUCUUGGAAAGGGCAGGUGAUGCUUCUGCCCCUCGAUUUAACACCGAACAGAUCCAGUACCAAGAUUCGAAGGAGGCUAAUACAGUUCUGGCUCCUGAAAGAAAACCAGCUUCUUCUCCAAGGCAAAAGUCCAGUGAGCUUCUAAGAUCUCAUUCAACCGAUAGGCGCAUUUACAGUCGUUUUGAGCCGUUUUAUAAGAUUGAAAGCUCUAUUCAGCCAGCAAGCAACCUGCCAAAUACUGGUGUGCACCGCCCAGAAAUAAAAUCCACAACUUUGGGCAAUAGUUACGGCAGGUCCAGCCCACUGCUUAACUACAACACUGGUGUGUACCACUCAUACCAGCCAAAUGAAAACAAGUUCCGAGGAUUUAUGCAGAAAUUUGGAAACUUCAUACACAAAAAUAAAUGAAAUACUGUAACAUCAAAUAGUUUUAAAAAUACAAAUGACAGUAACUAUAAGUUUGUGUCCAGAGAACACUGUGGGUAGUUUUUGUAACAUGCCAAUAGAUUUCUAGAAGGGCAGAGUUUGGGGAUAUGAUAUAAAUGUUUGCCAGUGUACUAAUAUAUACAGUAAAGUUCUGUGUGAUAAAAUUAGUUGUGCUUCAUUACAGUGUAGAUAGAAUGCCUCUAUACACAUGGUUUUUAAAUGGUAGUGGUAAAAAAAAUGUAAACUGUUUUCUUCAGACUGAAGAUCUUUUUAAGUCUCAGAUAGAAACUUUAGUGGAGACAUGGUGUAUGGAUUUUAAGCAUUUGUUCCAAACCCUUUCCCUUUAAAAAAGGAUCAGAAUAUAUCUCAGUGGCCCUUUAUAAUAUAUCUUUAUGGGUUUUCGUAGCUUCACAUUAUGAGAAAAUAGGACAAAGCCUUUUUGGGUUUUAAUUACCUUUAAAUUCUACAGGGUAACUUGUUCUAUUUCAUUAAUGUUUUAUUUUCCUGUGGAACAUAUGUGACCGGUUAGGCAGCAACAAUACAAUUUAAGUCAUGUAGGUCAGCACAUCUUUCAUUUUGACUUCAGUGUUUGCAGACUAUCAAACUCAUGUAGUACCUGGUAGGAAUUUCUGUUCCUAAUUUUUUUUAAAAAACCUUCCAGGUGUUGUUUCUUUGCACUCUGGACCAAGGAAGCCUAUACUCCAGUCACCAGGGAACUGCUGAACUGUUAUAAGCAUUCUUUCUUUGAAACUUGGAGCAAGCAACAGAUAUUUGGGAAACUUGAAUUCUAAACUUCUGCAUAAAUUUUUAUCUUAAGAGUAGCAGGACAAAGCUUAGAUGUUUUGCUUAUAAAAGUCUUUGCUCUUUUUUACACUGUGCCAAAUGUAAUUUGUGCCAAACAAUCUGACUGCAUACUGUUUUCAUAAAAGUUCCGUGAUGAACCUGAGAAGUGAUAUCUGGCCCCAUUCUUCCAUGACUAUGAAGCCUGGUUGAAAGUUUUAACUCCUUCAAUAUCUUAAUUUGGUGAUGAUAUCUUAAUUUGGCUAUGCUAUAAAGCAUAAGAUACCCUUUGCCUUUUUUAGAGUAAUGAAAUUAAAGCCCCAUGUCUGUUAAAGAGAUUUAACUUAUCUUUACUUCAUCCAGAAAGUACAGAAUUCAAGAAACAAUGCAUCAUUUGAGAAGUGUAAAGUGUUUUUGUAAGACUUUAAAUAUCUUAUAUAACAUCUUCUGAGCUGCAGUGUGGAGCAGUAUGUUGUUUUAAAAAAUCAGGGCUUAGUCAAAUAAUGUCUGUGUCAUUAAAUUAAAAAAAAAAACAGCAUUAAAAUACCAGUCAUUAGAAUAAUUUUCCAUAGUAUUAAAAUAGCAUGAUAACAUGAUGAGAGAAGACAUGUCAGUAGAGAAAAUAAACCUAACAUUUAUUGAGCACUUUUAUAGACCAGGUCUUCAGCUAGAACCUAUAGUUCCCACAACAAUUAUUUUAGCUUCGUCCUCAUUAUUUGUAGGUGAUGAUUAAGGUGAUAAAUGAAACUUUGAGACUCAGAGAGGUAAGGCCCCAACUCACACAGUUAAAAGAUAAUGGUACUCUAGUGUCUAACAUGCAGUCACAUCCCGUUUCCUCCCAAAUGAGUUCAACAUUGGCCUCACCUGAACUAUUGAGAAUUAAAUGAGAGAAUGUUUAUGUUUUCUGCUUCAACAGUAAUCAGCUAAGAAAGGUUUAGUUGAAUUCCACCAGAUAAGAAGGAUAUAGUGGGGCUUAAAAUAAUCAUAGUAGGUGAGAUAGGAAAUGAAAUUGACAUUUAUUUCUGAUUGUAACUUAGCAGGCCAGUUUUAAUUGUUAGACCACCAUUUUGAUCUUGUGCUGGUUAACCUGUGACAACGAAAAGAAGGAAAAGGAACCAUAAGUGAGUUUAACCUGUGUAUGUGCUAGGGAAAGCAGUCCACUGGGUGAGAAAGCUCAGCAGGGAAUGGAACUCAGUGUUAAAUAUGUUAUCUCCUUACCUCUUCACAAUGGCCCUGUGAAGUAAGUACGUCCUUUUUUGCAAAUGAGAAAACUAAUCCUCAGAGACGUUCCAAAAUCUUCUGAGAUGUAUGGCUCUGAACUGGUAGAACUGGGUUUAAACACAAAAUGGGGUGUGAACACAAAAGCCUGUGUUUUUAAUACCAUUUUCUUUUUCCUUUUUUUUUUUUUUCAGUGAGAGUGACCAAGAGAGGGGUGGGUUGAGGGUGGAGGACAGAAGACCAAAGCUGGCUCUGUACUGACACCAGCAAGCCCGAUGUGGGGUAUUGAACUCAUAAACCACAAGAUCUUGACCUGAGCCAAAGUCAGAUGCUCAACCCACUGAGCCACCCAGGUGCCCCCUGUAGUUUUAGUAGUAAACCAUCCCAUACUUUGUUUUGAUUGAGGAAGCUUUCCUGAAAGUGGUCUCUCUUCUUUGCUCUAUCUUUACAAAUUGUAGAAAUAUACCAGUAACUGUAUAGCAAUAGCAUUUUAUAAACACAAAUCCAAAAUAUAAAUUCAGUUUAACAUUAUUCAUAAAAAUGGGUUUUAAAGACUCUCAUUAUUGUUAUAAUCUUAUAAGAGUCCCAUUGUUUUGGAAAGCUGUGUGUAAUAGAUUGUACAUUUGGCACACUUCCUAAAUAGUAUAAAAAUAAAAUUGAGAAAGAAAGUUAUUUUUCACAGGCAAAGUAGCCAGUUGUAUUUACAAAUAUUUUGCAUUUUUAAAAUGACUUUUGGAAUGUGCAUUUCCUUAUAAUCAGAUAAGAAAUUCAGUUGCAAUGAAAAAAAUCUAAUUGCUAGUGGGUUAGGUUUUAGAGUCCUCUGGCAGUGUAUAAUCUUCAUAUGUUAGUAUCAAAUUAUUAAAAAGCAUUAGAAUUGGAAUCCAGUGAAUGAAAGAUAUUUUUCAUUUUGCUCUUAGAAAAUGUCACUUUUGUAAUUCUGAACCAUAGUCCUUUACCCACUUACCAAAGGUAGAACCCAUAGUUAACCAAACCAAAUUGACUUUAAUAUUACCCAUUCUUUGUCUGUUAGAUGGGGCAUUUUUCAAGGCUAAGAGGAUAAUGGGCUAAUUGUCUUUAGACAGCUCUGAAAUUGGAAGCUCUAAAAUGUAGAGCAGGGUAACUUUGAAGCUGAAAUUACAUAGACGAGUUUUAAUCAUGUUUAAUUACAAGCAAAGGCCUGUUGCUUUUUUUGUACAGUGACUGCCAUCAUUUCUGGAAACAUAGAUAGCUUUUAAAUAGUCCCUGAAUCCCUCCUCUUCCUAGUGGAAUUGAGAAGUGCAUGAUGCUUUAUUUCAUCUACCUGUGACAAGUAGCUUGGGCUUUUGUACAGAUUUCUUUUCCUCUGCCUUUUUCCCCCCAUUUAUUUAUUUUUUUUCUCCAGAAACCUCUGUAUUUCAGAAUCUAUACUUCCCAAAGUUACUAUGGCUGAGAAAUUCCUCAGGAUUGGGACUGAGUAAGCACAUAAUACUUCAAAUAAUUUACUCAGAGUUUAAGUUUCAAACAGAUGCUUUCAAACUUCAUAGAUGUAAUCAUUUCAAGCAAAACACUUUCUUUUGCUCCCCAUAUUAAUAUUGGUGGAAAGAUAAUGGCACUUAGAUGUACUUUCAUAUUACAGUUUGGUAAGGCAGUUUUUACUGUCUACAUAAUACAUUAGUUUGUAAGCAGAAACUCAAGAAAAUAGGUACGAUUUCAAAGCAGAUUUGGCAGAUGUCUGCAGAAUAGCUGAAGUGCUUGUAUCCUGAACAUGCUGGUAUCUCUCUACUAUAGUGAUUGGGAUUAGCCACGUUUCUAAUGUGGCAUAUUGAGUAAUGGGUUAUGUGUUGGCAGUCUAUUUUUUAUGGAAACAAAUACCUUGUUUAAUCAAGAUGACAUCUAUUGUGAUCUAGAUAAGCAAGGAAGAAGUUGAACUCCGGCAACAUUCAACUAUAACUAUACUCAAGAUUGUCCAGUUAUUCAGCUAUUACUCUGCAGAUAUUUGUCUUUCAUGAGUAUCUAUUGAUUCAAUGUGACUAUGGCCAAGGGAUGGAAAGUAGAAUCAUUGUUUCACCCUAACUACAUGUGAUAAUGUUUUUUAAAAAAAGUUUAUCUUAAUAUUCAGUUUUGUUCUAGAAUAUUUAAAAUGAAAAGGAUGAAAUUAUAAACCAAAGAGUCAAUUUUUAUAUACAUAAAUGUUGGCAAAGAAAUAUUCUUCCAAAUUAGCCUGGUUUUAGAUCUAAUAAAUAAAUAUUAACUAAUUUUGU